Molecule: messenger RNA, 4470 nt
Organism: Lepus europaeus (European hare)
Lineage: Eukaryota; Metazoa; Chordata; Mammalia; Lagomorpha; Leporidae
Product: kelch domain-containing protein 7A-like
Exons: 1
Coding region: 7-2313 (768 amino acids)
Molecular function (GO): protein binding
Source: RefSeq, a predicted model, not a curated record
AGGAGCAUGCUCCCGGGAGCAGUGGAGGCCCCGGACUGGCAUUGGGACAUGCAGCUGACAGGCAGAGUGCUGCUGUCGGCCGCCGCCCUGCUCCUGGUGACCGCAGCCUACAGACUGUACAAGUCGAGGCCUGCCUCGGCGCAGCAGGGGAGUGGCAAUGCCAAGGCCAAGGCCGAGGAGGAAGCAGAGGGCUCUGGGCAGCCUGUCGUCCAGGGGGCUCCUGCAGGUGCACGGCAGACGGGGCCGAGACGCCGGAGGGUCAGCCAGGGCGGCAGCUGUGAGGAUCCAGGAGUCCUGGCCUCGGAAGCUUCUUCCAGAGACGGGAGGCCCCAGAGCAAAGGCUCCAGGGAGGAGCCGCCGGGCAGGUGGCACCCAGACUCGGAGCAGGUGCCUCCUCGCUGCCGUGGCCGCGAAGCAGGAACAACGGUUGGCGGUAAGCCCAGCCCUCCCCACUGCCUCCCGCAGAGCAGUGAACCCGAAAGCCGCCCAGCUGGACUCGCAUCAGCGGCCGCGGACGGCAGCGGUGUGGGUGGUGAGCCUGUUCCCCGGGGGGGCGGCAUGGUGCCGGGGCAGCCGGGUCCAGGGGAGCGGGAACCCUGCCGCCAGCAUUGCAUGGCCCCUGCAGCAGGCCAUGGUGACAUGAAUCCGACCUGGGUCUUCACCCGCGUGACGGGGGUCAGCAGGGAAGAGGCCGGGGCCCUCCAGGCGGCGUCUGACUUGGGCCUGGCCCUGCACCAGCAGGAGGGCGCUACCGACGCCUCCUAUACCUUCUCGUCGGUGGCUCGGGUCCGCGUGGAGGAGAAUUUCAUUCAGCAGGUGGAGGGGAGGGGGCUCGGGCUGAAGGGCAAGGUGUACGAUUACUACGUGGAAUCCACCUCGCGGGCCGUGUCCAGGCGGGCCCCCCAGACAGCAGCCUUGACUGAGGCUCCUCCCCCAGGGGCACUGCCAGGCCCCCCCAGAGCAGGGGUAGCCUCCAGAGGCCCGGAGCAGAACACGGAAGAUGGAGCGGAAGCAGCCGCCUCCCCACCGCCUGUGCGGGCGCCCUCCGCACGCGGCUUCAGCAGGAAGGAGAGCCUCCUGCAGAUCGCCGAGAACCCAGAGCUGCAGCUCCAGCUCCGGAGCUUCGCUGCCCCGGCUCCGCCCAGCCCAGCCCAGGACGCCGAGGCCGGCUCAGCCGGAAGCAGCGGCGAGCCCCACGUGCAGCUCGUGGCCGGGACCAAUUUCUUCCACGUUCCGCUCACCCCCGCUUCGGCCCCAGACAUCCGCCUGGAUCUGGGCAAUUGCUACGAGGUUCUGACCUUGGCCAAGAGGCAGAACCUGGAGGCCCUCAAGGAGGCGGCCUACAAGGUGAUGAGUGACAACUACCUCCAGGUGUUGCGCAGCCCGGACAUCUACGGCUGCCUGAGUGGGGCGGAGCGGGAGCAGAUCCUCCAGCGGCGGCUCCGCGGCCGCAAGUACCUGGUGGUGGCCGACGUGUGCCCCCAGCGCGACGCGGGCCGCCUCUGUUGCUAUGACGACGCGCAGGAUGCCUGGCACCUGCUGGCCCACUUGCCCCCUGAGGCUGUGUCCCGGGGCUGUGCCAUCUGCAGUCUCUUCAAUUAUGUCUUCGUGGUGUCCGGCUGCCAGGGGCCGGGACGCCAGCCCUCCAACCGCGUCUUCUGUUACAACCCCCUGACGGGCAUCUGGAGCGAGGUGUGCCCUCUGAACCAGGCCCGCCCGCACUGCCGGCUGGUGGCCCUGGCCGGGCACCUGUACGCCAUCGGGGGCGAGUGUCUGAACACCGUUGAGCGCUACGACCCUCGGCUGGACCGCUGGGACUUCGCCCCGCCACUCCCCAACGACACCUUCGCCCUGGCGCACACGGCCACGGCGUGCGCCAACGAGAUCUUCGUCACCGGGGGCUCCCUGCGCUACCUGCUGCUCCGCUUCUCGGUCCGGGAGCAGCGCUGGUGGGCCGGCCCCACGGGGGGCAGCAAGGACCGCACGGCCGAGAUGGUGGCGGUCAACGGCUUCCUCUACCGCUUUGACCUCCACCGCAGCCUGGGCAUCGGCGUGUACCGCUGCAGCGCCAGCACCCGGCUCUGGUACGAGUGCGCCACGGCCCGGACGCCUUACCCGGACGCCUUCCAGUGCGCCGUGGUGGGCGAGCGCAUCUACUGCGUGGGGCCCCGGCGCACUCUCUGCUUCCUGGCCAACCACAUCUCGCCCCGGUUUGUGCCCAGCGAGCUGCAGAGCUUCCCCGCCCCCCAGGGCACCCUCCUGCCGACCGUCCUGACCUUGCCCGCCCCUGAUGUGCCUCAGACCAGCGUCUAGCAGUCCCCUGCCGGGCUCCUUGUGCCAAACCAGGAGGCAAGGAGUGGCGCCUGCCGGACCCGUCACUCUGUGGGCUGCGCCUGAGCCAAGAGCUGCCCAGGAAUUUGGCCAUCAGGAGGCGAAUCCUGAUCCUCCCUCCUCACUCGCUGGGGGGUCUCGGAGGCGUCGUCACCCUUGGUGGGCUGCAGGGUCCACUGUGGAAGACAGGAGCCCGGGCCUGGGGCCCCUGGGCAGAAGGCAUCACAUCGCUCUGUAACCUUGCAUCAGAUCUGGAUUUCCGGGUUGAGGGGGAUACACCAGGACCCCAGCAGAGCUCAGGGGCCUGGGGGCCCCUUCCAAAGCCUGGGCCGCUGGGCCCCAGCUCGGUGGUUCCCAGAGGCCCCUGGAACACACCAGUGGGGGAAAAAUACCAAGGCAGGUGGCUCUAGCAGGACCAGGAAGGAGCCCGGGCCAGGGCGGUGGGGGCUGAGGAGCAGAACAGCACAGGCGGAAGCAGCCCCCGGGGACUGUGGCUUGCAGGGCACAUUGACCAAAGCCGGCUUUUGUUCUGCUCAUUACCUGGACGGAAGAGAAGCAUCCACUUUAAUGAGCCCUCUUCCUGGAGAGGUCUGUUCAGAGUACAGCUCGCCCCGUAAAUGAGGUCUCCGGAGCACGAGGGGAAGACCCCUCUGAGCCCGGCCCAUGCCCGCUGCACUGGGCCUGGGUCUCAGGAUCCAUCCGGGCAACCCAGUCCUCCUGUCCAGAAGCUGGGACACCACCACCACUCAGCACCCCUGUGCCGUGGGGUCGUCGCUUGCCCCCUUCGGACAGGAGAGCGGCGCACGAUGGAGCUCAGGAGCCCCGGAGCCCAGCCGCAAGCCAGGGAGGUGGGAGGAGCACCAGGGCAAGGCUGGCAAGGCCAAGUUCAACACUCAGGCCUGAGAAUCUCCCAGGAUCCCACGGGGGUGGGGAGGGUGGCUUCGGCCAAGACUCAGAGGCGGUGCUGGUGUAGUGGCAGCAGCCUGGGCCGGUGGCGGCGAGGGGAGGCGGAUGUUUGGGAGGAGAGCCAGUCGGGGAGCUGGGGGCGGGUAGAGCCAGGCGUGCCGCUGGCGAGGAGCCCAGCGAGGACAGGACGGCCACCAAGCAGGUUCACUUGCAGGACUGGCUCCAGCCCGGUUGCACACCCAUGGUGGGGACCAGGAAAGUGGUUCCAGGGACAAGGCAGCAAAAUUUGUUGGAGACCUCAGUGGCUGGUGGGUGUGGCCUUCGUAAUGAGAGGAGAGCAGAGAUCGGGCCUGGGCUGAGAAAUGAUGUCCACCGGGCAUCUCAUCUGCCUCCCUGAGAGUCUCACAGCAGACAUCACUAAUCAAACACCGUAUCUUUCCCUGAUGGGCCCCAGCUGUCCCAACACAGUGUCCCAGGCAGCCACUGCCCUUAGAUCAGAGCUGGUGCAUUUGUCGUCACUGGCCUGUUCUCUGGAGCUGGGUUUAGGGCUGCAUGAGGUCGGGGCCAUCACGGCAGAGUAAGGUGGUUCAGGAGCCCCGGGAAGCCCACGGUGGUCAGGAUUCCUUGUGCGUGGGAAGUAAGUGGAAUGUUCUAGGUCCUGCCUGAUGGAGCUCACAUUCCCGUGGAGAAAGGCAGGCGAUUUUAAAAACAAACGCAGAACGGAAUAGACAGAAGCUGUGCCGCAUUAGGAGAAAGACAAGGUAGGACAGGAGAACGGGGCGAGGGCAUUGCUCCUUUAAACAGUGGGGGCCACGCCCCUCUGAGAAGGUCACCACGGAGCAGAGACCUCUGGGGCUGGGGCAGGGGAGGGGCAGGCGCCCAGCCGUCCAGCGCCAGCAGGUGUGCAGGGCUGCAGCUGAGGGGUAGGAAGAGGGCAGGGGCCCAGCUGUCCUGGCUCAGUCUUUGGUGGAAGGGAAAGAAUUCAAUGUCCACGUUCACACAGCUCCGAGACUCCUUGGAGAGAAAGAAGCCAGCGACGUUCCCGGGAGAGAAGCCGAGUUCGCCCACAUCGGGGUCAGCACCAAGCUCAUUACCGGGGUGUCACCGUUACCAUUAAGUGGCUUCCUGUCCCACAGCCUGGGUGGGGUCUGCCGACCUCAGAGCGGCUGGUGUGUCGCUCCGUCUCCCGUGUGUCUGCCGUGCCCUCCCCACAAGCCCUAUUUCUUCUGCAGU